Miscanthus lutarioriparius is the source of this 3078-nucleotide messenger RNA. Lineage: Eukaryota; Viridiplantae; Streptophyta; Magnoliopsida; Poales; Poaceae. The record is from the annotation of a GenBank genome assembly.
AUGGGGGCGACUACUCGAGCUCUGCUCGUCUCCUGCUUCCACGGCGGCGGCGGCUCAGAGAUGAGCCACCGCCUCUCCCUGCGCCCGCGGUACCCGUCAAUGCUGCGGCGCCCGAAGGGAGUGGCGGUUGCUGGCGGCGGAGGAGACGGGGACCUGGAGGCCGCGGUCGGUACGGGGGAUCAGGAGGAGGAGGAGAAGGUGGCGGUGUUCUCCGUGUCCGGGAUGACCUGCGCCGCGUGCGCGGGGUCGGUGGAGAAGGCCGUGAAGCGGCUCCCGGGCAUCCACGACGCCGCCGUCGACGUCCUCUGGGGCCGCGCGCAGGUCGUCUUCUGCCCAGCCUUUGUCUCGGAGAACAAAAUUACUGAAGCCAUUGAGGAUGUUGGUUUCGAAGCUAAAUUGAUUGAUGAGGAGGUCAAGGAAAAGAACAUUCUACUUUGCAGGCUACAUAUAAAAGGAAUGGCCUGCAAGUAUUGCACAAGCACAGUUGAAUUUGCCUUGCAAGCUUCUCCUGGAGUUCAAAGAGCUUCAGUUGCAUUGGCUACUGAAGAGGCUGAGAUCCGUUAUGAUCGCAGGAUUAUUUCUGCUAGCCAGCUAAUCCAAGCAGUGGAACAAACUGGCUUUGAAGCGAUACUAGUGACCACAGGAGAAGACCAGAGCAGGAUAGACCUCAAAAUGGAUGGUGUUCUCGACGAGAGGUUGAUAAUGAUAUUGAAAAGCUCUGUAGAGGCCCUUCCUGGUGUGGAAAACAUUAAAUUCAACUCUGAGCUACACAAGGUCACCAUCUCAUACAAGCCUGACCAGACAGGUCCCCGAGACCUCAUUGAAGUCAUCAAGUCAGCCACAUUUGGUAAUGUCAAUGCAUCAAUAUAUCCGGAAGCAGAUGGAAGGGGCCAACAUAGGUAUGGGGAAAUCAAACAAUACAGGCAGUCUUUCAUGUGGAGCUUAAUAUUCACCAUUCCAGUUUUUCUCACCUCCAUGGUGUUCAUGUAUAUCCCUUGGCUAAAGGAUGGGCUGGAAAAAAAAGUUAUCAACAUGAUGAGCAUCGGUGAACUAUUUCGGUGGAUUUUGUCAACACCGGUCCAAUUUGUUAUCGGUGGCAAAUUUUAUGCUGGUGCUUACAAGGCAAUGUGCCGUGGCUCACCGAACAUGGAUGUCCUUAUUGCUCUAGGGACAAACACGGCUUACUUCUACUCAGUUUACUCAGUUCUUCGAGCAGCUACCUCUGAGAAUUACAUGUCAACUGAUUUUUUUGAGACUAGUUCCAUGCUCAUAUCAUUUAUCCUUCUUGGAAAGUACCUUGAGAUCUUGGCAAAAGGAAAAACCUCUGAGGCUAUCGCCAAGCUGAUGGAUCUUGCACCGGAAACUGCAACACUUUUAAUGUAUGACAAUGAAGGAAAUGUGGUAGGAGAGAAGGAGAUUGACAGCAGGCUAAUUCAGAAAAACGAUGUGAUCAAAGUAGUCCCAGGUGGAAAAGUUGCUUCUGAUGGAUUUGUUAUUUGGGGCCAGAGCCAUGUGAAUGAAAGCAUGAUUACUGGAGAAUCGCGACCAGUAGCAAAGAGAAAGGGUGACACUGUAAUUGGAGGGACAGUGAAUGAGAAUGGCGUGCUCCAUGUCCGGGCUACAUUUGUGGGAUCAGAGGGUGCACUGGCACAGAUUGUAAGGCUAGUUGAGUCAGCACAAAUGGCAAAAGCUCCUGUCCAGAAGUUUGCUGAUCAUAUAUCUAGAGUCUUUGUUCCCCUGGUGAUUCUUCUUUCAAUGCUUACUUGGCUCGCAUGGUUCGUCGCGGGGAGGCUCCAUAGCUACCCUCACUCAUGGAUACCACAAUCCAUGGAUAGCUUUCAGCUCGCUCUCCAGUUUGGGAUAUCAGUUAUGGUGAUCGCCUGUCCUUGCGCCCUUGGGCUGGCUACUCCAACUGCUGUGAUGGUUGCAACUGGAGUUGGUGCUUCACAUGGUGUUCUGAUCAAGGGUGGGCAAGCUCUGGAGAGUGCACAGAAGGUCGACUGCAUCGUUUUUGACAAGACAGGGACGCUAACUAUUGGGAAGCCUGUUGUUGUUGACACAAAGCUUCUUAAAAACAUGGUCUUGCGUGAAUUCUAUGACUAUGCUGCUGCAGCAGAAGUCAACAGUGAGCACCCCAUGGCAAAAGCAAUAGUGGAGCAUGCGAAAAAGUUGCAUCCAGAAGAAAACCACAUUUGGCCUGAAGCAAGGGAAUUCAUUUCAGUAACUGGGCAAGGUGUCAAGGUGGAGAUUAGUGAGAGGAGUGUCAUUGUGGGCAACAAGAGCUUUAUGUUGUCUUCUGGCAUUGAUAUCCCCUUGGAAGCUUCGGAAAUUCUCAUGGAAGAAGAGGAGAAGGCGAGGACAGGGAUUAUUGUGGCGAUCGACCAAGAAAUUGUGGGCAUAAUCUCUGUAUCUGAUCCGAUAAAACCAAAUGCCCAUGAAGUGAUAUCAUACCUCAAGUCCAUGAAUGUGGAGAGUAUAAUGGUGACUGGUGACAACUGGGGGACAGCUAAUGCUAUCGGCAAAGAGGUUGGCAUUGAAAAGAUUAUUGCCGAAGCGAAACCAGAGCAGAAGGCUGAGAGGGUGAAGGAACUUCAGCUGUCUGGAAGAACCGUGGCGAUGGUUGGUGAUGGAAUCAACGACUCCCCAGCGCUUGUCUCGGCUGACGUGGGGCUGGCAAUCGGCGCAGGAACGGAUGUUGCCAUCGAAGCUGCCGACAUUGUCCUCAUGAAGAGCAACCUGGAGGAUGUGAUCACCGCCAUCGAUCUGUCCAGGAAAACCUUCUUCCGCAUACGCAUGAACUACGUCUGGGCGCUCGGGUACAACGUCAUCGGCAUACCGAUUGCUGCAGGGGUGCUCUUCCCGUCCACUGGGUUUCGCUUGCCGCCGUGGGUUGCCGGUGCUGCGAUGGCAGCUUCGUCAGUCAGUGUCGUCUGCUGGUCCCUGCUGUUGAGGUACUACAAGGCUCCAAAGAUUUUUGCAGUUGAUGACACAGCUGGAAGACGGGCAUAUCAUUUGCCAAAACAAAUUACUCUGUAUAUAUCACAUACUAUAUCACUGGCACUGCUGCUGCUGGAAUGA